AUGGAAAAAUCAUCUACGAACGAAACAAUGGUUCUAACUAUAAAAAAUUUAAGCAAAAGUAAAUGGAGUUCACUCUCCAAAAAGAAGAUAGAAGAAAAAUCUUGCUACUCCCCCAGAACAGAAAAAUUAAUUGAUAUAAUUUCCCCCAUCCUGGACUAUUAUGGAUAUAAUAAGGAGGAUGUGUACAACUUUAUCAGUUUAUACAAAUUUGACAUAGAGAAAAUUCAGCUGGAAUUAUGCAACAUUAUGGAGUCUAGAGAAGAAAAUAACGAAGGGCUGUGGGAAACUGUCAAAAGUAAAAAAAAUAAGAAACCAGUCGAAAAGAAUAGCAAAAAUAAUAAUUCCUUGCAGGGCACCUCGGGGAGAAAAGACAAUAAACAAAUUGGUAAAAUAUUUCCCAAAGGGUUAAGAUUAAAGGAAAAGGAUCCUCGGAGAAAUAAAACGAUCAUAACAGAUUCCUCCUUUGCAGUUGGCCAAUAUAGUAAUAAGCCCUUCACUUCGAGUAACCAUAAAGCAACGCACAUUGUAAGUAACCGUGCAAAAUGUGAGAACUCGUCAACAUUACAUGAAAUUAAUAAAAAGAUUCCUGAGGAGCGGGGAUCGAAGGAGAAGCAGGACGUGGACAAAAGUACAAGAAAACUUGUGAAUAUAAAAUCGUUAUCAACAGUAGCAGCGUCGGCAACGGCAUCUGCGACAACAACCACGGCUGCGACCGCUGCGGCCACUGCGGCAGCCAGAGCAGCAGACGAUGGAGCAAAUCGCGAUGCGGCGGAAAAGUCCAAGGAGGGUAUCAAAAAGAAGGGAACGUUAAAAUCGGAAGAAGAAAAAAGAAAAGGCUUGAAUGAAAGUUACGAUGAGGAUUUCAUGAAUAAUAAUUCCCCAGAAGAAAGGGACACAAAUAAGAGAAAAAAAAAUGCAAUUAAAGAACCAGGCGGGGUGGUGAAUGAAGAGCAUUUUGCAAAAGGUAGAGAAGAUAACUCGAACAAAAAGGGUAAAAAAAGCGGUUACAAUAACGUUGGAAGUAGCAGCGUUAGUAAUCCCAAUAUUAAUAGUCAUUACAACCAAUUUGAUAAAAAAAAAUAUGUUAAGUUGGAAGACGGCAAAGCACCACCCGCAGCGGCAUCCACGGCAACAGGCGGAGGAUACAAAUCCAUCGAUGAGCACAGGAUUAAAAAGGAUUCCAAGGGGAAGGGAGCAAUCAUCAUCCCCUCCACAGACACAGGCACCACCACUACGAACAGUGGGAGUGGUAACCAAGACCCCGCCAAUGUGGGCACGAACGGUCUCGGAACGACGACGAUGGCUACAAGUGCCAACAGGUAUAGUAACUUCAACUGUCAUGAUAAAUAUUUUAAUAAAAACUACAACAGAUAUAGUGGCAAGCCCCUAAACGAUUCACUAAUCCCAAGAAACGAGAAGCAGAGGUUUCCCCCAUUUAGUAAUAAAUCCACAGAUGUGUACAACAGUGGGGGAAAUCAUAGUUAUCUUAACUCAUAUACAAAAGGGGGACUGAAACCACCACCAUAUUUGAGCAAAAACAGUUUGAGAUCCAAGAGAAACACUAGUAAGAAUAACAGCAUAGAUCACGAUUACGAUGCUUACAGCGGCGAAAAGCUAGCUGACGAUACCGGGAACAACAAUGACCAGUCGAGUAGUAUACACAACGAAAACGACCUCAAUGUUAUGAAGAAGGUGGCGACUGAAACUGCCAAAAAGACGGGCAAUGAUAAGACAACGGCCAGCACGUCCUACGCAUCUGUUGUUAACAGCAAAAUGAAGCAAUCGUCAUUAGCAUCACCCUUAGAAGAAGCGAAAAACGUCGAAGUGAAACGAACGGGAACGAUGAACACGCAAAUUAUAUCGAAUGAUAGUACCUUUGUAAAGGAAGAAAAAAAAGAAAAAAAAAAAAACAAAUGUCAAUUAAUCCCAAUUAAGAAUAAUCAACCAGAAAAGCUGUGGGUAUCAGUUAUCACGAAAGGUAGUGUAAGCACGAGCAGUAACCCUGCGAAUUCUCAGGAUGUCGGUGAAAAGGUGGAUCCUUCCGGCACGAAGAAAAAUGCCCUCAGCAGUUCUAAAGAAUUGAAGCCGGAAUCGACCUCGCAGCAGGUCAUCAAGAAGACAUCCGAUCAGAGUGGCAAGCCUGAAAAACAGAAGAAAAAGGGAAAGGGAAAAGAGAAGGAUAAAGAAAAGGAAAUAGAAAGCAUUUCCAAUAAUGUGUGUCCUUCUGGCAUCGCUGCAAAGGAUACCAACCUAAGUAGCAGCAAUAACUCAGGCUACAAAAAUAAGGACCAUUUGAGCAAAGUUCGCUCGAAAGGUGAAAACCAGCCUGAUGGAGAAGAACCACUCCAUAGCAAAGGAACUCAGUUAAGUUACGGCAAGGAUGGAAAAAAUGAACCCAUGCCUAGCAUGAGGAAUAACAACAAAUCGUCGUUCGUCGAGGUGGAAGCGAACAGAGCACAACCAUUUGUAGAUCAACAUACCAAAACGGAAAAGGAAAAAUACACAAACGAAAUGAACAACGUAAGCAACAAAGAACCCACUAGUGCCAAAAAAAUCAGCGAAACGAAGCUAGACACUGAUGAUAAGAAAAAGAAAAAGAAGAAAAGCAAUGAUCAGGAUGUGAUCUCAGCCCCCAUUAAUGACAGUAAGAUUUCCACAAGGGUAAAAACCGCGUCAGAUUCCCCAGUGCACGAGAUGAAAAGAGGCAGGGGUAGCAAAGUGAGCAGCAACAAUAAUAGAAGCCUGAACCUAACAUACAGUACGGAGAAACUCGUGUCAGACGACUUUACCCAAUCGAAGGGCUACGACGGAAAGGAAAAAACAAGCAUCCCUAUAUACAUGCCCAACUUGGCGCUCAUGGGGAACAACACUAUGAACAAGAAAAUUUUCUUCGGAAGUAUAAAUAUCACUGGCAAUCAAAUCGAAGACAUUCACAUGAUGCCAGAUAGCAAACUGGAGCACAUCAGGAAUAACAGGGGAGGUAACGGUAGCGGUAACAACGGACAUAGCGGUGCGUACGGCGAGCCGAGCGGUCGUUUUGGCACCCACGCCGGUGGCUUCCACAACCAAGGCAGCACCAGUUACAACCACGGUCUUAGUAGCUACAACACGCAGGGAAGCAACUACAACAGCGGAGCAUAUAAUAACAGUAGUAAUAACAAUAGUAGCAACAAAAUGGUGCACACCGAAAACAGAAAAAAAAAUAACCUCAGGAAGAAUUACAGCAUUGAUUCGGCUUCCAUGGGUAUUAACAACGACCACCUAGGCAGCGGCAAUCACAACCGAUCCUCUGCUAUGCAUCACAAGGAAAACGACAACAGAGACUACGACCACAACAAUAACGACUUUAGAGGAUCAAAGGAAAGAGAAUUUAAACACUUCGAUUUUAAAAGCAGAAACCACAAGAGAGAAGAUAACAACGAGAUACUUAAUGAGAACAAACACAAGUCCAUAUUUUCAUCUUCCAACAGUAAGCAUGCCCCCCAUCAUGUGCAUACUAAAUCGCAGAAUUUGUAUUUACCCAAAAUGACAACGACAACGUCGUCGUCGUCCGCUGCUGUGGCUGCAGGGACAACAGCGAUGUCAUCUUCCUCGUCAAACAACCAUCACCACCAUAUACAUAACAAUAGUGGUAAUGUCAACGUCAACAAUGGAAAUCAGAACGCGAAAGACAUCUUGAACAGCUCCUCAUCGGUUUUCAUGAAUCAAUCCCCGAGAACGAACGGCUCACAGGAGAACUCCUCCGCCCUGAUGAGUGGAAAUGGCACCAAGUACGUGCAGAGCGCACUGAAUAGCAAGAACUACGACUCUGACGGGGACGACUCCGGUUCGAUACAGCUGAAUAAAAUUUCACAGAAGUUUCUGCACGGCGGCGUUGGGACGGCGGGCGCAAACGGCAGCGGUAAUACCAACGGUAACAGCGGUAACAGCGAUGGAAACGGCCUAAACGGCGUAAAUGACGGAAACGGCGGAAACAGCAACAACUUGGCCAACUCCAGCAUCAUCGCAAACAUCGGGGCCAGCAACACAGGUGCCACUAGCAUGUCGAACAAAAACACCAACACAGAUGUCAGCAACAUCAGUUUAAUGAACAUGGGCAUGAACAACCUCAGCAACAAUAACAUGUACAAUUCUUACAACUCCCCCCCAGGGCUGGCCAACCAGUUUAAUUACUCAUUCACCAAUCUCUCCUACCCGUAUAACAAUAUGCACUAUAAUGGAUACUCCACACAGACGUUGCUGCCGCAGUAUGGACUUAUCAAUAAUCACUACACAAAAAAUAAUAGCAUGCACAACAAUAACUUUAACUACAAUAUGAAUUACGAUAAUUUCGAUGAGAGCAAUUUGUAUGCACACAACAACAAUAUGCACAUGAAUAACUACGUUAACUACAUGAACGUGAAUGUAAAGAAGAAUCAAGGAAAUAACUUGGACGACGAUAAUUUGAGUAAUUCUGGCGAGGUGUCCAUAUCUGGGUCGCUGCAGCAGCCGCAGAACCCAGCGCAUGAGAACCAGAACAGCUCUAACCAAAACGCACCCAACGUGAAUAAUAACAGCAACAACAAUGGUAACGCGAAUAGCAGCAGCAACAACAACAGUAACAACAACAGCAACAAAAAUAGCAACAGCAACGGUGGUAGUAACGUCUGCCUCGACGGAACGACCAACAACGGAAUUAACAAUCUAUCCCUGAACAAUAUUAACAUGAAUAGUAGCGUUAACCCUAACCUAACCAUGUCGUGCGCGACGAGCGCCACGAGCGAGUUAAAGAAUAAACAACAGAUAAGUAAAAACAUGAGCGAUAUGCAGCUGCAACAACAGUCCAUCUCAUCCCUGAAGCAGAAUCAGAUCCAGCAAAGUAAGACUGGCUCCAGUUUGAAUACCACCCAACAGCAGCACACGUCCAAUCAACACAGCCAAAGUAAACACACAGGACAACAGAACCAGCAAAACUUGCUAAAUAAUAAUAAUAACAGCUCCAUAAAUCAGUACACACAAAACCAAAUCAGCCCAAACAACUCGCAAAACACUGCCUCCUCCACCUCUUCCUCCCUCACGAGAAAAGUAGAAACCAAUAAUCUGAACGUUGCAACACAAAACAACCAAAACAAUCAAAACCACUUCUUAAACAAACAGCUGUACCAUAAUAGCAGCUACUACAAUGUUAACUCAAACAAUAAUUAUAAUAUCCCCCCCGGUUUUAACAUGACCCAAGAAAAGGAACAGAACAAUAAUUACCUCGGUAACAACGUGUCGUCCACAAAUGCCAACACGAGUGUGGCGGCCUACCGAAACAACUGGAACAAUAUUAACGAGAAAAAUUUAAACCACUACAGCUUGAACUACAAUUAUAAUAGGAGUACCAAGAACAACUUCAACUACACCAGCAACUUGAACUACAACAGCAGCAACGGAUACAACGGGACGAGAGACAACACGAACAACUUCUUCAACUACAACAGCUUCAACUACGGCCUGCAGACCCCACCUGGCCUGCAGAAUUACUACCAAAAUACGCAGUACCAGCAGCAGAACAGCUACUCCAACCGGAAUUAUAAUUACACGGGGUACAACAACAACUUGUCCAUGUGGAGUAAGUAA
This is a messenger RNA of Plasmodium inui San Antonio 1, 5601 nucleotides long. RefSeq lists its product as hypothetical. The coding region runs from base 1 to 5601 and encodes 1866 amino acids. Lineage: Eukaryota; Apicomplexa; Aconoidasida; Haemosporida; Plasmodiidae. The transcript is spliced from 2 exons. The record is from RefSeq and is a predicted model, not a curated record.